UAUACAUUAAUCAAAUAAUCUCUCUCUAAUUUCAACAAAAAUUAGCCCAAAUCAACAAAAAGGCAAACAAUUAGUUCACCUAAGAUAAUGGAUGUAUUCAAUGAAUUACCAGAAGAUUGCAUUUCUUCAAUUCUUUCUCUUACUUCACCUAAGGAUACAAUUAGUUUCUCUCUGGUUUCAUCCUUUCUCCGAUUAGUGGCAGCAUCUGAUUUUGUCUGGCAAACAUUAUUGCCUUCUGAUUGUGAUAAAAUUAUUGACAAAUCUGUCAUUCCAUUGAAUUAUUCUUCUAAAAAAGAGCUUUUUAUUCGUCUCUGCAAUUCAAUUCUCAUUGAUGGUGGUAACAAGAGCUUUGCGAUAGAGAAAUCAAGUGGGAAAAAAUCAUAUAUAAUCUCAGCUGAAGAAUUGUCCCUUUUAUAUGGGGAAGAACCAGAUCAUUGGACUUGGAAAUCUGUGCCAGAAUCAAGGUUCUCAAAAGUGGCUGAACUGAAAGUGAUAUGCAAAUUAGUAGUAAAAGCAAAGCUAAGGACAAGUAUGCUUUCUGCAAACACGAAUUAUGGAAUUUAUUUCAUAAUGAAAAUCUCAGAUCGUGCAUUUGGUCUGAGUUCAGUGCCGGUUGAGACUAGUGUGGAAAUCGGCAAUCGGAAAGAUGUUCACACGGCGACUCUGGAUCAACGGAAGGGCGAAAAAGAUCUGCCGAAUGAAAAACAGAGGUAUGAAAGAGUGCUGUAUAAAAGGGAAGAUGGAUGGAUGGAAAUUGAGUUAGGAGAAUUAUUCAAUGGUGGAGAUGAAGAUGAAGAUGAGGAAUUUACAGUGAGUUUAAAGGAGGUGAAGGGAUUCCAUGUAAAAGGUGGACUUGUCAUUGAAGGCAUUGAAGUUAGGCCUAAACACUAGGACUCAGGAAAAUUCAAAUAUUGUUAUCAUAAAUUUCAUUGAUCUUUUUUUCUGUCA
Solanum stenotomum is the source of this 948-nucleotide messenger RNA. RefSeq names its product F-box protein PP2-B15-like. The coding region runs from base 88 to 891 and encodes 267 amino acids. The transcript is spliced from 4 exons. The record is from RefSeq and is a predicted model, not a curated record. Lineage: Eukaryota; Viridiplantae; Streptophyta; Magnoliopsida; Solanales; Solanaceae. Gene Ontology annotation, molecular function: protein binding.